AUGACCACAGUUCAGAAGAAGGACAAGGGACUCAACAAGCACAGCUUCAGGGGACUCACCCCCGACCAGAUCAACGAACUCAGCCAGGAAAAGGUGGUUGAGCUCUUCCGCGCCAGAAUGAGAAGAAGAUUCUCCAGAAGUUCGAUAGCCUAUGCAGAGAUCAAGCAUAAAUACAUCCGCCUCUAUGCCAAGUGCAAGAAGAGCAAAAAGAACACCCAGCCCGGAGAGAAGCCCGUCCCCGUCAAGACCCACCUCCGCAAUGCCAUCGUCCUCCCCGAAAUGGUCGGCAACAACGUUGCAGUCUACAACGGCAAGAGCUUCAACAACGUCGAAAUCAAGUUCGACAUGAUCGGCAGGUACCUCGGCGAGUUCUCACUCACCUACAAGCCUUGCAAGCACGGUAAGGCCGGUGUCGGAGCCACCAAGGGAUCCGCACACACCUCCCUUAAAUGA
Messenger RNA from Nymphaea colorata (pocket water lily), 453 nucleotides. RefSeq lists its product as uncharacterized. Gene Ontology annotation, molecular function: structural constituent of ribosome; RNA binding. NCBI's taxonomy places the organism in Eukaryota, Viridiplantae, Streptophyta, Magnoliopsida, Nymphaeales, Nymphaeaceae. Gene Ontology annotation, cellular component: cytosolic small ribosomal subunit; ribosome. Gene Ontology annotation, biological process: translation; ribosomal small subunit assembly. The record is from RefSeq and is a predicted model, not a curated record.